AUGGCCGAUUCCAGUGUGACGACUGCCGCCGCCGCCGGGUCGGAAAAUAAACAUGAGGCCGAGCCGCCGGUCGACAACAAUACUAUCAAGCCAGAUUCGAAAUCACCCGUCGCCGUAUCGGAAAGCGCCUCGGCUUGCAAAAAACAUCCGUCCAAGGAAAAAGACCCUAAUGGCCGCAAUCGCGAUUCGAAAAAGAAGAGCCAUAAGUCCAAGACAUCGUCCGUAGUCACACCUAGUGAUGAUAGUUCCGAGGAGUCGGAUUCUUCUGCCGAUAGCUCCAGCGCUGAGGAAUCUGCAUCCGAAAACGAAGAAUCUCCUUCCAGUCCAUCUGAAUCCGAGCCAGAAAGGACGCAUCGGCGGAGAGGGACAAAGAACAAGACAAAGAAAUCGCUGAGAAGCAGUCGGAAGAAGAAGUCCCGGUCGCAAUAUGAAUCCGAGUCUGAGUCCGACCCAGAUGAAAGUGAAGACGACGAUACCGCCCUCGAUGAGAAGGCUGUUAAGCGGCUUGUAUCCAAGCUCAGGGCGCGAAAAAAGGCUAAGAAACUCCGGUCCCAGGAGGACUCAUCGGAGGACCUGGAGGACUCAGACGACGAAGCUGACCCGGACGACACGGCACUCUUGCUUGCGGAAGAGCGAUUAGCCUCAUUGAGACUGAAACGAGGCGAUGGUAGGCGUCGUAACAGAACCCGUGGUAAACGGAACUCAUCCGACGGCGAAAGAAAGUCCAAGGGCAGGAAGAAAGCUGCUUCAAAGAUAGCUUUCAAGCGGGUAGAUGAAUUGUGGGAUAAUACUAUCCAUAACUUCAAGCUUACAGAGACUGUGGAUGACCCAGAUGCCAAUGAAUGGGACCAGUAUCUCUUCACCGUACGCCGCAAAUUUGACUGGGAUAACAAGUACACGGAAACCGUGGUAGAUUUGAAAAGCAAGUACAUUCGCGAUGCACUCACCAAGGUGAUGGACGGCGUUAAGGGGGUCAGCUUAGUGCAGGAGACGGCCGUCGUUGACCCCAAUAUGCUUUUCUUAUACUUUGAAGAAACCCGCCAAUACAUGAAAGACCUAAAGCAACAGGCGAAAACGGAGAAAAAGAAAAAAGCUAAAAAGGUAGCUGCAGCCAAGGCGGCCCAUCUCAAGGUUCUCGUCAAGUACCUGGAUACGGACUACGCUGAGACUAAGAAGACCCUGUAUCCGCUGCUGGAAGCCAACACAAUAACCUUCGAUCUACUUUGGGCGUUGUUCAAGCCGAACACCAUUGCAUACACCCCAACGUACGGGAACCAGGACGAGCCACGGGCAUUUAAGCUCGAGUAUGCCACCAAGGAGUCCUCGUUCAUGAAAGGUCAGUGGUACAGUAUUGAAGGCCGCUACCUUGAAUAUGACGGGAAAUCCUUUGGCAUGGGAACAAUGCUGGCUGAAGUGGAAAGCUUCAAGGGUGCUCGCAAGAUAACCAGCCUCAGCUGUUACCCGCUGAAGUACCAUCGAGAGGCUGAAGACGUUAAAAGCAAGCUAAUUGAGAGAGGCAAGAAGUUUGUAUCAAUGAGAGGUAUGAACUACCGGUUCCACAAAGGCAUGGCUUUCUACAAGAAGAAGCGGUCUGUCAUCAAAGUCAACAUCAACGGAAGAGUUAUGAUCGAUCCUGCCAUUCACCGCCGGAUCAACCCUAACUAUCCCAUCAGCACUGUCCGCCCGAAAGAUGCAGAUUAUAUCGAUGACUCCGACGCUGCCGGUAGUGAUGGCGGAUGCUGCUGCGUGACAGAAUCUGACUCAGAUGACCCAUAUGUCCACCGUCGGGACUCAGAUGCCCCUAGAGUUCGGUACAAGGUCAUCCAGGAUAAGGAGGGCACACCGCACGUGGUUGAAGUUGAGCUAGAUGAGAAUGGCAAUGAAAUCCACAAAGAGCAAAUGGACGAAGUAGAGGACCCAUCCGAGAGAGACUUCACCGAAGAAGAACUGCUAAUAGCCAGUCCGGUGGUUCUGGGAUUUGCCUUCAGCGAGAAAUUGUGGCUAGAAUUCAGCAUCUCGGGCAUCAGCGACAUCGACUGGAAUGAAGACGCAUUCGAUUCCCUGGUCCUUCCAGGCAAUCAGAAAUCAAUUGUCAAGGCCCUUGUGGAAUCCCACACUUUCUGCGCCGCACAGAACAUCGACGACGUUAUUCAAGGCAAGGGCAAAGGUCUAGUCGCUGUGCUCCACGGACCGCCAGGCACAGGUAAAACCCUGACAGCCGAAGGCAUCGCCGAGCUGCUCAAACGUCCGUUGUACAUGGUCAGCGCGGGAGAGCUCGGAACGGACUCCCGGACCCUGGAAGCUGAGCUCAACAAGAUCUUAGAUAUCGCCCAUUCCUGGGGCGCCGUGCUCCUGCUGGACGAAGCAGAUAUAUUCCUCGAGAAGCGCACGAUCCAGGAUAUCCACCGCAAUGCUCUCGUUAGCAUCUUCCUCCGUCUCCUAGAGUACUUCCAAGGUAUUCUUUUCCUGACAACUAACCGUGUGGAAACCUUCGACGAUGCCUUCCAAUCCCGUAUCCACGUCGCCCUGCGAUACGGCGACCUCACCACCAAGGCGAAGCGAAGCGUAUGGAAAAUGUUCCUCGAGAAAGUCCAAGCUAUGGACGGCGUGCAAACAGCAACCUUUACCGAGAAAGACUUUGACGCUCUGGCUCGCCAUAACCUCAACGGACGACAGAUCAAAAACUCAGUUCGCACCGCGCAAGCCCUAGCCGUCAACGAGAGAACCCCUCUCUCCAUGGAACACAUCAAGAGGGUCUUAGAGGUAGCAGAAACAUUCGACCACGAUCUCCGCGGUGGAACAGGAUACAUCGAUGCGAUGAGAAGCUACACAUAA
Molecule: messenger RNA, 2835 nt
Organism: Aspergillus pseudotamarii
Lineage: Eukaryota; Fungi; Ascomycota; Eurotiomycetes; Eurotiales; Aspergillaceae
Product: ATP-binding protein
Exons: 3
Coding region: 1-2835 (944 amino acids)
Molecular function (GO): ATP binding; ATP hydrolysis activity
Source: RefSeq, a predicted model, not a curated record